CACGGCGACGCGGUCUACUGCUGCGCCUUCGCGCCCAACGGCGACGCCCUCACGGGCGGCGGCGACGACCGCGCCUUCCUCCACUUCGGGGCGGGCUCCGGCGCCGCCUCGAGGUCCGUGGAGCUCGGCGGCCACACGGACAGCGUCACGACGUGCGGCUUCAGCCACACGGGCACCUUCGCGGCGACGGGCUCCUACGACGGCACGGUCAAGCUCUGGGACGCGACGACGGGCAACCUCGCGCGGACCCUCGACGGGCCCGGGGACGUCGAGUGGCUCAAGUGGCACCCGAAGGGCGACGUCGUCCUCUGCGGCUCGGGCGACGGCACGUGCUGGAUGUGGCUCGCGACGUCGGGCGGCUGCAUGCGCGUCUUCGCGGGCCACGAGGGCCCCGUGCUCUGCGGGGCCUUCACCUGCGACGGCAAGCAGAUCGUGACCGGCUCCGCGGACGGCUCCGUGCGCGUCUGGGCGCCGAAGAAGGGCGUCUGCAAGCACGCCUGGUUGCCCCGGGGCCACGGCGCGCCGCCGGGCGACCGCGGCAUGCUCCUCAUGUCCAACGGGGCCAUCACGGCCCUCGACGUCCACCCGUCGGACCCCGAGCUCGUCGCCGCGGCGGCGGAGGACGGCACGGCCGUCGUGCUCCACUGCAAGUCGAAGAAGAUCGUCAACGUCCUCGAGCACGCCGACCCGGCCUACGCCGUGGUCUGCGUCGCGUUCUCGCGGGACCCGGACACGUGGGUCGCGACGGGCUCCGUCGACGGCUUCCUCAAGGUCUGGGACUUCGCGAAGUUGCCCGCGCGGCCGCGCGUGUCGCUCGUCCACAACACGGCCGUCGUCGCGCUCGCGUGGUUCCCGAAGGCCGCGAAGCUCGUGUCGUCGUCGGCGGACCUGUCGGUGAAGGUCUGGGACGCGCGGAGCGGCGCCUGCGAACGGGACCUCCGGGGCCACACGGAC
Molecule: messenger RNA, 954 nt
Organism: Aureococcus anophagefferens
Lineage: Eukaryota; Pelagophyceae; Pelagomonadales; Pelagomonadaceae
Exons: 2
Molecular function (GO): protein binding
Source: RefSeq, a predicted model, not a curated record